Ceraceosorus guamensis is the source of this 1509-nucleotide messenger RNA. RefSeq lists its product as hypothetical. Bases 1 to 1509 code for a protein of 502 amino acids. NCBI's taxonomy places the organism in Eukaryota, Fungi, Basidiomycota, Exobasidiomycetes, Ceraceosorales, Ceraceosoraceae. The transcript is spliced from 6 exons. Gene Ontology annotation, biological process: peroxisome organization. Gene Ontology annotation, cellular component: peroxisomal membrane. The record is from RefSeq and is a predicted model, not a curated record.
AUGGAUGCCGUGCUGACGGGAGCGUUGGGAGCCAUCACUACUGCGCCGCCUCGCUUGCCUGUUGCCAAGAACAAGGAACCUCUGGCAUUGAGCACUGUGGCAAUCAACAUGCGCGCUUUCACUCAAAAAUCUGGUCCCAUCUUUUACUUUCAAGAUGCCGUGGAGGCCACUUUGGUGUGGGAUGAUUGGGCAUGGACUACGAUGUGGAUGGCCAUCUGGGCAGUAGUUGCUCUGCAUCCAUUCCUGCUGCUCUGUGCUCCCACCGCCAUCCUCUCGAUCAUCCUGAUGCGAACAUAUGCGGUGCGAUACCCAUCAGGAGUAGCCGUUCCUCUCAACGUUGCAAGCUCUCAGCCCGCCUCGCAGACCAUCGCAUCUGGAGGUGGAGCAGCUGGCUUGGCCACACCCACUCCAGCCCAGAGCGUGGCUCAUAGUCUGAGCAAGCCCACUAGCACCGCAGAGGGUGCAGUCAGAGAUCCCGUCGUGCCCAACCCGCCACACGAAGGAGAGAUCAGAUACUAUGAGAACUUGAGAGACAUUCAGAACAUGAUGAAGAUGGUAACGGAUAUCUACGAUCUGGUCGCGCCCUCUGUAGGGUUCUUGAACUGGUCCUCCUACCCCAGAUCUCUGUUGCUUCUGCAAAUCUCGCUCGUCUUGACGGCCGUGCUGUUCGUCAUUGGCCCUUUUGUGCCACUGCGCCCAAUCUUGCUCGUGGUGGGCGAGCUGGCUUUCUUGGCCAACCAUCCCUGGGUGAAGCCCGCCGUGCAAGGUCUUUCUCGCGCCAUUGAUGAGGAGAGAAAGCAAAAUCCCAAGGGCUUGACGAACAGACAAUUGAAAAAGAUGGAGAAGCGCAACAGGGAAAUGAUGAGAAGAUUGCAGAUCUGGUACGAUGAGGAUCGACUGGAUGACCAGGUUUGGGAGCGAGGAUGGCGAGACGUUGAAAUGUUCGAAAAUGAGCGUUACAUCUCUCCAACAGCCGUUCGUAGCGGACAGACGCCGGGCUGGUCAGUGCACAACUUGCAGUAUGGAGAGAGAAAAUCUUUCACGAAGGCCAAAGACGGGUGGUCAGCUUCAGAGCUUGAAGUGAGCAACUUUGGAACGGAAAUCAGCAGGCAGGUGGCCAUGAGCUUGGAAGAGGGGUGGGAGUGGGUGAAAGGCGACGAAUGGCGCAUUGAUUGGAUCGGCGAGUGGUCCGAUGCCGGAGUAGAUGAAGAGGGUUACGUCUACACCAACAACUCCUGGCUGAAGCCGUCUCCCUAUCCUUACGGUCAUGCCGGCCAGUCCAUCUCUCCACCGCCGUCUCGCUUGCGUCAAGCUUCACGAGCCGCUUCCAUAGCCGGAUCAGCAUUGUCCGAUGCUGGCUCAGAUUCUGAUGAUUCGGUCCUGUCAUUCGAGAGUGACGAGACGGAAAAGGUCAAGAAGGAGGGCAAGAGCGCCAGCGCCAGUCGCAUGGCUGUAACUAGGCGCAGGAGAUGGCUCAAGAGAGCCGUGAGGGUGCAGCCCGCUGCGUAA